CCCACAAGAAACGGAGCGAGAAGGCGAGAAAAGAGAGUGGUGGUGGCGGUGGGGGAGACGGGGCGCGGGGAGCUGCCGCCAUCCCGCGCCGGUGCGGAGCAGAGCGCGACUCUCGUCGUUCCCCCCCCCCCCCCCCCGGCGAGGCGGCGCGGCGUUAACCCCCGGCUGCCCGGUACGGCGGGGGGCGGGAGUAGGCCGCAGGGUGCGUGUGCGUGGGCGCGUGGUGCCUGAGCUGGAUUGAAAGUGAACCACAAUGGCUACUCUCAUCUCAGACAGUCCUGCAAAUCCAAGUUGUAAAAUUAUGACUUUCAGACCUUCAAUGAAUGAAUUCAGGGAGUUCAACAAAUACGUAGCAUACAUGGAAUCCCAAGGUGCUCAUAGGGCUGGAGUUGCAAAGGUUAUCCCGCCAAAGGAGUGGAAACCAAGAAAACAUUAUAAUGAUAUUGAAGAUUUGGUGAUUCCUGCUCCAAUUCAGCAGAUGGUCACUGGUCAGUCGGGGCUCUUCACACAAUACAACAUUCAGAAAAAGCCAAUGACAGUGAAGGAAUUCAGGCAGCUGGCCAACAGUGACAAGUACUGUACCCCAAGAUACAUAGAUUAUGAAGAUCUGGAGCGAAAAUACUGGAAGAAUUUGACUUUUGUGGCACCAAUUUAUGGAGCAGAUAUCAAUGGCAGCAUUUAUGAUGAAGAUAUUGAGGAAUGGAAUAUUGGCCAUCUUAAUACAAUAUUGGAUGUUGUAGGAGAAGACUGUGGAAUUUCUAUUGAGGGUGUAAAUACUCCAUAUCUCUAUUUUGGCAUGUGGAAAACAACAUUUGCAUGGCAUACUGAAGACAUGGAUCUCUACAGUAUUAAUUAUCUUCACUUUGGGGAGCCAAAGUCAUGGUAUGCUGUUCCUCCAGAACAUGGGAGGCGUCUGGAACGACUAGCUCAAGGUUUCUUUCCAAGCAGCUCUCAAGGAUGUGAUGCUUUUCUUCGCCACAAGAUGACCUUGAUUUCUCCCUCAAUAUUGAAAAAGUACGGAAUUCCUUUUGACAAGGUUACACAAGAGGCAGGGGAAUUUAUGAUCACUUUCCCAUAUGGAUAUCAUGCAGGAUUUAACCAUGGUUUUAACUGUGCAGAGUCAACAAACUUUGCCACAAUCCGAUGGAUUGAUUAUGGAAAAGCAGCAAAAUUGUGCACUUGCAGGAGAGACAUGGUGACAAUAUCCAUGGAUGUCUUUGUAAGGAAGUUUCAACCAGACAGAUACCAGCUGUGGAAACAAGGGAAGGAUUUAUACACCAUUGAUCAUACAAAACCAACUCCUGAAUCAACGCCUGAAGUAAAGGCCUGGCUGCAGCGAAAAAAGAAAAUAAAAGAUGAGCCUAAGUGCUUCCAGCACACCAGAUCUCGAUCUAAAAAGCUUAAAGCUCCAGAGGAUGAGAGAAUAUCUGCUAUAGUAGCUGGUGCAGAAAUCAUAGCAACAGAAGCAGCCACUGAUGACUUCAAGGUCAAUGAAAAACCAGGAGAAAAAGUGAGACUGGUAAAUACACAGGAGCCUUCUGGGGAAGAAGAAAACAAUAAUGGAAUGCAGCUGGAUCAACAUUUAUUGGAUAAUAUUAAGGUCUCAGGAAAUGUCUGUUCAGACUCAUUUGCCAGCCCUGUUCCAGUAACAGAGAAAAAAAAUAUCAAAGAUGAGGCCAAGACAGAUUCUAGUCAUCCUCCACUUAUAUUUGAAGACUCUGUGCCCAUCCUGCCCACUCCUCAUAGAUGCAGAAAAGAAGAAUAUUUGAAAUCUGAGGGACAUAUUUCUGAAGCAGAGAGCCCAGAGAAAGCGGAAAGCAUCUCUACAGUGGAUGAUGUCAGCGACUUAGAAAGCAGUGAAAGUAGCUUGGAAAAUGGAGAAACACCUUUUAUAAAAAAGGAUGAAGAUGAUUGCACGGAAACACCCAGUUCAGCAGAAAUUGAUAGAAAGAAAGCAUCUAAGAGUUGGCGUCAUCCACUAAGUAAACCCCCAGCUAGAUCUCCAAUGACUUUGGUUAAACAGCAAGCAACUAGUGAUGAAGAAAUACCUGAGACUACCUUAACUGAAGAGGAAGUGCAGGCGACAGAGGCAUGGGCCAAGCCUCUUGUAUACCUUUGGCAGAAAAGACCACAUAAUUUCAAGGCUGAAAAAGAAUAUAAUGAAGCCUGCGCCAAAAAGGAGCCACACUGUGCCAUUUGCACUCUUCUCAUGCCAUACUACAAGGCAGACAUCCAUAAUGAAGACAAUUAUACCUUUGGGGAAACAAAUGCUGAAAAAACAUUUAUGGCUGAAAAUGAAAAGACAAAACCACUUAUUCCAGAGAUGUGUUUUAUAUAUAGUGAAGAAAACACUGAAAACUAUCCAUCAAAUGCCUUUAUUGAAGAAGAUGGAACAAGCCUUCUGAUUUCCUGUUCAAAGUGUUGUGUACGGAUUCACGCAAGUUGCUAUGGUGUCCCUUCUCAUGAAAUCCAUAGGGAAUGGUUGUGUGCUCGAUGCAGAAAAGGAGACUGGACAGCUGAAUGUUGUCUCUGCAAUUUGAGAGGUGGUGCAUUAAAGCAAACUACUGACAAGAAGUGGGCACAUGUAAUGUGUGCCAUUGCCAUCCCAGAAGUCAGAUUUGGUAAUGUUACAGAGCGUACACCAAUAGACACAAGCAGAAUACCUUUGCAAAGAUUAAAAUUGAAGUGCAUUUUCUGCAGGCAGAGAAUUAAGAAAAUUUCUGGUGCCUGCAUUCAGUGUUCAUACGGACGCUGUCCAGCCUCCUUCCAUGUUACCUGUGCCCAUGCUGCAGGAGUACUUAUGGAACCUGAUGACUGGCCAUAUGUUGUCUACAUCACGUGUUUCAGGCACAAGAUCAACCAAAAUGUGAGAACUAAAGCAUGUGAGAAGGCUAUUACAGUUGGGCAGACAGUCAUCACGAAACACAGGAAUACACGAUACUACAGUUGCAGAGUCACAGGAGUCACAUCUCAAGUUUUCUAUGAAGUCAUGUUUGAUGAUGGCUCUUUCAGUCGGGAUACUUUUCCUGAAGACAUUGUAAGCAGAGAUUGCCUAAAGCUGGGUCCACCUGCAGAGGGAGAGGUUGUCCAGGUGAAGUGGCCUGAUGGAAAACUGUAUGGUGCAAAGUAUUUGGGAACAAAUAUAUCUUACAUGUAUCAGGUUGAAUUUGAAGAUGGUUCUCAAUUAGCAAUGAAGAGAGAAGAGAUAUACACACUAGAUGAAGAACUGCCUAAGAGAGUAAAAGCACGUCUUUCUACAGCCUCUGACAUGAGAUUUGAAGAUACAUUUUAUGGAGCAGAUAUAAUUCAGGGAGAAAAGAAGAGGCAGAGAGUAUUGAGUUCCCGUUUUAAGAAUGAAUAUGUGGAUGACCCAGGAUACCGCACGUUCUUGAAAAGCUCAUUCCAGAAAAAGUGCCAGAAGGGUCUAUAAAGGAUGCAGUGAAGUUGCGCAUAGACACAAAAAGCACAUGCACAGACACGUGUGAUGCAGAGACCCAAGCAGGUUACAGCUGGUUAGAAAGCAUACAGCAUUAGCAAAUGCUGUAAUGGUUUGGAGAUGGCAUCUCGUCAGUCUAUUAAAUUGGUUUUGGUUUAAUUGGUUUUGCAGCAAAUUAGUCCAUACAUCAACCUACUAAGUUCAAGUACUUCAGUUAUGAUUUCUUCAGUUAAUGUAUUACAAGUUUUGUGUCAGUUCUGCGUCAUGAAACAGAGGAAAUCAAGCGAGGUUAAGAGGGGUUGCACAGUUAAAUGCUGAAGAUAACUUUCAGUCCAGCACCCACUGAAGUCAGUGGUAAAAUCCGCACUGACUAAUAUGGGAGAAGAUUCAAGUUCUAGGUGAUCCAGUAACAAAGGUAGAUGCAUUGCCUUGUCUUUCCCAAAGAAGAGGAGAAGUUUUGGUAGCCAGAGCUUAAUUUCAGAGGCUAUUUUUUUUUCUGCAGACAGGAAAGGAUGUUAAAUUUAAUAAUAGCAGUUUUUAUAAAACAUUUUUAAAACAAAUACAUGUACACUGUUAAGACCUAUAAAAGCUGUACUUAUUUACUUUGUACAGUGCUUUUACAUUUUUGUAUCACUACUGCUUUCAGUAGGGUUUGUGGAAUCAACUGUUGUCAAAUAUUUUUUUGGCUUUUGAGAAAGAAAUCUUCAACACAGCAAGGGGAUUUUGUAUAUUUAAAGAUGGAUAUUUUGGCAGUUAUUUUUAAAUAUGUAUUUCAUAAGGCCUAUUAAAAUAGCUAUUUGUAAAAUAAAAAUUUCUUUCAUAAUGUAUAUGUAAAAUUAGAGUUU
Rhea pennata is the source of this 4281-nucleotide messenger RNA. It is a transcript of the gene KDM4C, whose product is annotated as lysine demethylase 4C. The record is from RefSeq and is a predicted model, not a curated record. The transcript has 22 exons. Gene Ontology annotation, molecular function: histone H3K9 demethylase activity. Gene Ontology annotation, biological process: chromatin remodeling; regulation of gene expression. Gene Ontology annotation, cellular component: nucleus; chromatin. Lineage: Eukaryota; Metazoa; Chordata; Aves; Rheiformes; Rheidae. Bases 254 to 3430 code for a protein of 1058 amino acids.